UUUUCCGCGCUCCCAGUACGGUCACACCACCCGCCACAUUAUCAACUUAUCAGCUUUCCGCAACAGCACCAACGGUCAAUAAACAUUUAAUUUGAAUUAUUCCUUCGAUUGAGAUGGCUGCCGAUCCGGAUUUUGACACAAAGAACGGGAUUGUGGACGGUCCAACGCCCCCGCACACCGAUCUCUCGGCCCAGUAUAAGCAGAGCUUUGCCUAUUACACCUUCCGUGUGCGAUUACCUUCGACCUUGGCCACCAUCGCCGCCUCGCUGGUCAAGGACAAGGACGAACUGCUGGCCACCUACGGAGUUGCAGCAGGCGCGGAUAUUGAACAAACUACGAAGGCCGUGACGCAGCUGAGGGAGGACAUCCUGAGCAAUGCGCCCCUCCUGCCGUUCGAGGGCAAGGAACCGGACACUGCGCUGUGGAAUGCGUUCCUCGAAAAACUCCCAGCCGAGAAAAGGACCUACUUCACUGCAUGUUGGCUCUACGCCGAGUGCUAUAUGUACCGCAAAAUCUCAUCUAUUUUCCGGGGCACCUCCCACCUGGCCGCCCAUGACUACUUCAGCCCGCAGAAGCAAACGGCGACCAAGCUGAGCGUGGACGCCAUGCUGGCGGUGGCCAAGGCCACGCGGCAAAACGAACGCAACUCGGACACCUUCCGGCAGCUAAUAAAACUGAACUUGUGGGGCAACCGCUGCGAUCUGUCCAUCACCUCCGGCAAACAGGUGAAGCCCACUGGCAACGCCUUUGACCAAGUCACGGACCUCGAAGAGAAGCUGCUGAUAGAUGGCACGUUGGACGUCUGGAAAUCCCUUGACGGUGGCUCGAGUGCAGGCAUCGUGGACAUUAUUUUCGACAACGCCGGCUAUGAGCUGUACACGGAUCUGAUCCUGGCUGAGUACAUUAUUGACAAGGGCUUGGCGGCGAAGGUGCGGUUCAACCCAAAGGCCAUUCCCUGGUUUAUUUCGGACGUGAUGGCGCACGACUACCACUGGACGCUGCGGUUCCUGGCGGAGCACUCGGACCCUGUUUUGAGCGAGCUGGGGAAGAAGUGGCAGCGACUCACGGGUGAGGGCAAGUUCGAGCUUGCUCCCCUGGAACACUUCUGGACGAGUCCAUAUGAGUUCUACCGCAUGCCGGAAGCAAAUCCCGGACUCUAUGACCGCCUUAAGGAGGCGCAGCUGGUGAUAUUCAAGGGCGACCUUAACUACAGAAAGCUUUUAGGAGACUUCUCCUGGGACAGCACGGAGUCAUUUGAAACAUGCCUCCGGGGCUUCCGCCCUUCGAAUCUCUGCACCCUGCGGACUGUGAAAGCGGAUCUGAUCUGCGGCUUGGCCGAUGGCGUGGCGGAGCAGUUGUUCGCCAAGGACAAGGAGUGGAUGCUGACGGGCGAAUACGGCGUCAUACAAUUCGCCAGCAAGUGAUGCAGGUCGCUGGUUAAUAGUUCAAUUGUAACUUAGUCGAUAGACAAUUUGUUAACAAAGGAGUGGAUCGCUUUUUAGAGAAAAGCGCGGCCAAGGUCGAGUUCCAAUCCUAUCGCCUUUCGAAAAAUACUUUGUAAAUAAUACAAACUUCGUUUUGAAGCUGUGAUUCCUGGGGGAACGCCUUAGGCACUCGAUCCACUCCCUUUGAUGGCCUUUUGCAAUGUUAUUCUAGCACAUUAACACUCACACGCAUGUAUGUCAGUUGCCCAGAGGGCAAAUAAAUAUUUCAAAAACUA
Messenger RNA from Drosophila ananassae, 1720 nucleotides. RefSeq names its product damage-control phosphatase ARMT1. NCBI's taxonomy places the organism in Eukaryota, Metazoa, Arthropoda, Insecta, Diptera, Drosophilidae. Gene Ontology annotation, biological process: DNA damage response. The coding region runs from base 114 to 1424 and encodes 436 amino acids. Gene Ontology annotation, molecular function: phosphatase activity. The record is from RefSeq and is a predicted model, not a curated record. The transcript has 5 exons. Gene Ontology annotation, cellular component: nucleus; cytoplasm.